AGAGGAAAGCUUCACCCAGUUCGAGAAUGGCAUCAACUGGCGGUCGUAUGUAGUGUGUGACGUGGCCUAUAACAACGUCAACAACUGGCUGUGGACCCCCUUCAUCGAGCGAGGACCUGCCAACCGCAUGUACAUAGAGGUCAAGUUCUCCAUGAGGGACUGUUCUCUCUUCCCUGGCACUGCCCUGUCAUGCAAGGAGACCUUCUCACUCCUGUACUACGAGUUCGACGCCGCCACGAAGGAGCCGCCCUUCUGGGAGCCAGAGAGCUACAAGCUGAUAGACCGCAUCGCCGCUGACGAAGGCCGCUUCACCAACUCCGCCGACAUCAUCAUCAAUGCUGAGAUCAGGUCCAUCCCUGUGACCAAGAAGGGCGUCUACUUUGCCUUCAGGGACCAGGGCGCCUGCAUCUCCCUCUUGGCCAUCAAGGUGUACUAUAUAACAUGUCCGGAGAUCACCAAGGCCUUCACGCACUUCCCCACCACGCCCACGGGGUCGGAGGUAACGAGUAUCGAGCAGGCGACGGGCGUGUGUGUGGCCCACGCCCGCGAGGAGAGCCCCACCUCAUUCCUGUGUACGGGAGAUGGCCAAUGGUCCCUCCUUAGUGGCCGGUGUGACUGUCUCCCAGGGUACCAGGCCAACAUCGAGAAACAGAGCUGUGACGUGUGCCAACCUGGGAAGUUCAAGGACAGUGUGGGGGCGGACAAGUGCCGUGCCUGCCCGGAGCACAGCGCGGCGCCCCAUGCUGGAGCCUCUGAGUGUAGAUGUGACACUGGGUACUACCGCGCCCCGAAGGACCGUCGCGGCAUGCCCUGUACCCGUCCUCCAGGCAAGCCUAAGAACAUCACAGUGCACUUUUCGGACCAGUCUACUGUGACACUUGUGUGGGAGCCUCCCAUACAUGAUGGGGGCCGCACCGACACCCUCUACCGAGUUAUCUGUGAUGCCUGUGGUAGUCAUGUCUCGUACAACCCCCCACAGGUGGCAGAUGAGAGCUUCAACGCUACCCAGGUAACGAUCAGUGGCCUGAACCCAGUUACAACAUACAGGUUUCAGGUGUUUGCUGAGAAUGGAGUGUCAGAUCAAGCCCGUGAUCCUCAAUAUGUUGAUAUCACAGUCACUACAGAGGCAUCAGGUGGCUUUAUGGUGGUUGGCUCCGAACCUGAGGUGCCAUCCAUGGUGAGCAAUGUCCAUGUUACAAGUGUUAAGAGCACUGAGAUCUCCCUGGCAUGGGAAGCUCCAAGUGAUCCAUUCUCAGAUAUUGAAAUGUAUGAGGUACGCUAUUAUGUUCGAGGACUGCAGAACAACUCCUCCAGUAUCUUAACUAAAAAGGAAGAGUCUUCUCUGGUGGCUCUACGUCAAAGAACAGACUAUGGUUUCCAGGUCCGUGCCAAGACUACCCAUGGAUGGGGAGAAUACUCGUCCCCUGUGUAUAAGAAGACUGGACAGCUCUUGGGGACUCCUUAUGUUGGAGAUGAGGACAAUACACAAGUUCGCAUUAUUGUUGGAGCAACAGUGGGAGCGUUUGUAGUGAUUGCAGUCAUUGUUAUUAUGACACUGCUCUUCUUGAGAAGAGGCACAGAUGAAUGCAACAAGAAGCAGCCAUCAGACUGCGACACAUUAGAAUAUCGCAAUGGCGAAGAUACCACCAACUUGUGUCAUCCUGCGUUACACCCUGCCUGCUUUAGAACUGGGCAUCUCACCCCGUGGACCCUAAACACAUCUCCUGUGUACAUGCACGGUGUUUUGGAAAACCCACCUAUAGUCCAAACCCACACCACCGGAAGUAUGACAACACCUCUCUUUACGCAAGUAGGACACCACCGAACUUAUAUAGAUCCUCACACAUAUGAAGACCCUAACCAAGCUAUCAGGGAAUUUGCAAGAGAGAUUGAUGCCUCAUAUAUAACUAUUGAGGCUAUUAUUGGUGGUGGAGAGUUUGGGGAUGUGUGUAAAGGUAAACUUCAACUACCCAGUCGACCAGAAAUGACAGUUGCAAUCAAGACUCUUAAGCCUGGAUCAUCAGAGAAGGCCCGUGUGGAUUUCCUCACCGAAGCGUCAAUUAUGGGCCAAUUUGAGCAUCCCAAUGUGAUCUUCUUACAAGGAGUCGUAACCAAGAGCAACCCUGUCAUGAUCAUCACUGAGUACAUGGAGAAUGGCUCACUCGACCACUUCCUCAGGGUGAAUGACGGAAAGUUCCAGGUUCUUCAGCUUGUGGGAAUGCUACGAUGUAUUGCUUCAGGAAUGCAGUACCUCAGUGAGAUGAAUUAUGUGCACCGGGAUCUAGCGGCUCGCAAUGUACUCGUAAAUGCUCAGCUUAUGUGCAAAAUUGCGGACUUCGGGUUAUCAAGGGAGAUUGAGAGUCACACAGAAGGAGCAUAUACUACAAGGGGGGGUAAAAUCCCAGUAAGGUGGACAGCACCAGAGGCCAUAGCAUUCCGCAAAUUUACAAGUGCAUCUGACGUGUGGAGUCUGGGUAUCGUAAUGUGGGAAGUCAUGAGUUAUGGAGAGAGGCCAUACUGGAACUGGAGCAACCAAGAUGUCAUUAAGAGUAUUGAGAAGGGUUAUCGUUUGCCAGCACCUAUGGAAUGUCCCGAGGCCAUAUAUCAGCUUAUGUUAGACUGCUGGCAGAAGGAACGCAAUCAUCGUCCCAAUUUUGCCUCCAUUGUGCGGACUCUGGAUAGACUGAUCCGUACUCCUGAGGCUCUCAACAAAGUGGCUCAGAACAGGUGUACAACAGCCCUGGGUCUAGAUUCUGUUGAUAUGACCCAGCUGACCUCUGUGGAGGACUGGCUUGCUUCCCUGAAGAUGAGUCGUUACGUGGACAACUUCCAACGGACAGGCCUCACCGAUUUGGAGGCUGUGGCUCGCCUGACCCAGCAUGACUUAACUCAGCUGGGUAUCACACUAGUUGGCCACCAGAAGAAGCUUCUGCAGAGUAUACACACCUUGCGCACACAGCUUGCCGUCAACAUGUCUGAGGGCUUCCUAGUAUAGUGCCACUACUCUAGCUAAUGCCAACUCUUGGUACCGAGUUAGGGUAAAGUAGUCAGGUGGGCUAACGUCCAGGUCCAGAAUGAAUGUGAUGUCCACUGGUGCGUCAAGUUGGACCUGAAGGCCAUCAUCGUCUAUGUGAAAAUGUGAUAAUGAAAGAGGGAAAGACACUAAUUAAGACUUGAGUUCAGGGCAGGGUAUAGAGUGCAUUUUUUAUGUUAUUUUAUUGCAAUAAUGUGAAAAUUGUCCAUCACAAAGACAGAUUUUUCCCAAAUAGCUCAAGAAUACCCUGUAUCCUAGAGUACCAAGUAAACUAAGGGGAAAGCGUGCCUCAGAGCAGCAAAUGACUGUUUAAGUUUUGGAAGUGCCCCCACCCUCUCCUUCUUGUGAUAUUUUCAUGGCCAAUGGUGUGUUGGAGACAGAACUGUGGUGCGCAUGUGUGUGGUCUGGGGACAGAACAAACAGCUGUGAUCAGCUUCCACGUUUGUGUGUGUGGAGGGUUGAUAAGCUUGCCUGUCACAUCCGUGCAUUGUACACCACUCCUGAGGUUUGACCCUUAGUGUAAUUGUUGAUAUUCCAUUUGCUGCCAGACCUUAUUCUGCCAAAGUCUAGUAUUGGUGUUGUCCUUUCUACCCUUUGAUGAACUCUUGGAGACUUUCCUGUUUAAGCUUCUGCCAGCGUCUCACUUUCUACUGAGAGAUUAUAAGUUGCCUGUCUGUGGUGAAUUGCAGUGUAGUGUGUAUUAAAAUUGCUCAUGCACACUAACUGGAAAAAUCAGAAACUACUGGGUGAACACAGGCCAGCAAAAGAAGAGCUCUGUGCAAAAAAAAAGCUUAACUUCAAAAGCGGCUUAUUAGGGGGAAUCUUUCAAUCCUUGGAGGACUUGAAAGACAUUGCAGACUAGAAAAUUGCCAAGAGAAGAGAGAACCUCCCUCCUGACGCACAUAUCACUUAUCCCAUCAUGUGAACAUCCGGCCAUUCCCUGCUCCCUUUCCUCCCUCCCUCCCGCAGGACCCAACUGCUGUAGUUACACUGCCUUGUUGUUACCCAAGUCAGAUAAUGCAGUGCUGGUAAAUGGCUGGGUGUCAGUAAAUUCAUAGAAGACUACAUUUGGAGAAGUAUAAUUUUUAUUACAUGUACAUUUAAUGAAAAGAUUUUGUUUUUUAAAUGAAAUUCAAAUAUAUCAUUUCAGUACCCUGAAGAGUUAUUUGCACUCAUCAGUAACAAGUUGAAAAGUUCAAUACACUCAACCAUUCACCAACACAGCCAGAGUGUCUAACUACCCUUUCAGUGUCUGUCCAGUCAUCCCAUGGUGUCCUGCACUGUCCCCUUUUUGCACAGGUUUACAAUGUAAUUUAAUUAAAUUCAUUAGCUUUUUGUGUAAUGAUGUGUUCAGUAUCAUCAAAACCUUAUUGUAGCUUGAUUUAGUCACACUGUUGUAUCCUUUGAUGUAACCAUAUAUUACAACUUUAAUUCCAAAACAAUUGAUUUAUGACUCAUCAGAUAAUUUGUGAAUACCAAGUGCAUGUUUGUGUAUCCUCUGUAAUGUUGUUAGCAAAAGCCUGUGUUUUUGGGAACAUGUGUGAUGACUAGAUAAUCAAAAUUUUGUAGAUCUUAUUUAGCAUAUAGGAGUUUCUACAAAAGCACCAAGCAAUACAACUCACUGACAUAAGAAAUGUGUAACUUGCUGUGUUGUUACUAUGAAUUGAUGAGUAACAAUCAAAAAAACAUCCUUGACUGUGUAGGUAGGUAUUUUCAUACGUCAACUUCAUAAUAAUAGAAAAAAAAAAACUUAGAAUGUAAGUCCCAAAGAAGGAGGAAGGAAGGAGCGAGUAUUCCUAGGGAAGUUCCGUGUGUGAUAAUUUUGGAUUCUUGUAUUUUGGAAUGGGGAGGGAGAUAAUGUGGCAAAGUGGUCCACAACCCUUGUGCCAGAGUGGGCCACUGGUCUUCACAUUCCACACCCUCUCAGUUACGGUUCCUUGUCAGGGUGUUUGCCACUAGAAUUGUUCCUAUUAAGAUGUAAUUCAGCUUGCAUAAAGUUUUAGCCAAUCAUUUCAAGUAGCUUUCAAAAAGUGGUCUUCGAUUUGCAAAUUUAAGUUGCUGCAUCUUUUGUCAACAGUAUGUGUAGUUAUUUGCUUUUAGUCCUUUUGUUACAGGGAAUAUUUUUUUCUGAUGAAGCCUCAGGGCGACCACUUUCACUGCCUCAUUGACAGUUCCGAGAAUCAAGCAAUCGUCCAGGGCAGCGUAGUGCAAGCAUUAGGGCUUUUUGGAGGAAGGUUGCCAAACAGGAGGACAAUGUUUUUAGUGUGCUAUUGACAGUUUGACUGAUAUUUCUACAUUAUAACUUAUGGAGCACAGAUAAUUUCUCUUGGGUGCAAAGAUAUUAUUUUAUGUCAUGGCAAGGUGUGUUUGGUUAAAAAAGAGGCUAGGUCACUGUUGGCAGUUCGAGCCUUCCCCUUGGCAAGUCCAAAUGCUAUCACAGCUGUUGUUUUGCUUUGUGGCAAAUCCCCUGACAGACCUCAAGAGACGUGUCUUAUUUUCUUACUGAUGUAGUCUCACAAUUACUUUGUGUGUCUUCUAUUACCAUUACUAUCAUAAUCAGCGGCAUAUUCUCCGGCAACCUCCCAUAAUCGUGUGGGGAAACUACAAUUGAAAUGCUGUGUAUGCUAUACACAGCUAGACAGUUAUAUCCAAUACACAUACAUACUCUUCGCAACCUUGGUGUAAACUUUUGAGAAGGCAGAAUCAAAAAAUCUUUUUUUUUUCCUUUUUAUGCUGAAAGAUGUGAGAAAAGAGGCUUUUGGAGUAGACUUUCAGUCUUUCUCUUUAGUUUACCACUUGAAAGUCACAAAGAAAUCUGCAAAUGCCUUGAGCACGGAGGACAGCAUAGCGUAAUUGUUUUAUAUCAUUUUUAUUUAUUGAGCCGACGCAUUGCUAGAAGAGCAUAUGUUGUGUACUAUAAUGUUGUAUAAAGUUUGUAAAAUAGUCAAGAAAUAUUUUAUAUUUUUAGUUGGUAAGGUAUGAGAUCUCCAAUUUUGAACUCAUUAAUUGUUCGAACAUGGAAUGUGAUUUGUUUUUAGUUUGCUGAUGAAAUGGAGGUGCCAAUGUGUGCAUCGUAGUGUCAGUGAAGCAAGGGAACUUGGGGGUUUAGAUUUAAGAAAAUUAGGUAUUCAAUUCCAAAGUUACUGGUAACACUCAUCCCUGGCUCUGCCCCCUAAGAUCCUAUGUAUCAACUUUUUUGUAUAUAUGAUUCUGCAGGCAUUUUCUUAAACACAGAUCUUUUUCAAUAUUGUAACUGUGUCCCGUACUUUCAUUUCCAUUACUUGUAUGUAUGAUGAAUUUAGAUACAACCGGAAGAUUGUUGGGCUUUCUUUGCUAAUACUCAAUGUUUUUAAAUAUGAAGUUUAUAGUGUUUUUGUUUCUAUCAUACUGCUAUGAUUUGGGAUUUAGUUGAGAUCACACCAAUUUUAAGUCCAUUACUAUGUCAAUUCUGCCAACCUGAGUAAUUGCAGGUAAAUAAUUACUAUAAUUUUUUUCAAGCUUCAUAAUGUAACAGUUAUUCUAUUUGCAUUAGAUGAUGUCCUAUGACUCUGCUCAAGCUGACAGGUUGACAUGACUCGUAGUGACCCCCAAUGCAACAGCUGUAAAUUGUAGCUUUUUCCUAGUCAUAUCUAUUAUCCCUCCCUCCAGUCGCAGGUAGUUGGAGGUCAGCUACUCAGUUGGUUUGAUGCCAGUAACAGAAACGGUCUCAAUACCAGCCAGCACAAGUGACAUUACUAAUUGCCCCGUUUACCAAGGUCGAUUUACCACCAGCUAAAGAAGUAAUCAACCUUAGUGACAGAAGUGGUGAACAUGUGUUUCUUUAGGACAAGUGCUGAGCAUCCUGGAUCCAACUAUGGCAGAGAGCCACCUAGCUGGCCUCCAUAGGGAACAUAGGCCCCAGGAGCUUCCUGUAUCGCAUUUGGCUUUACACUUCAAGAGAUUUAUUAUUUUAUUUCAUGUGAUUGAUGGCGAUCCUAAGAGGUUAUCGACAAUCCUGGAGCUUCUUCCUUACUUCUGCGGCGAAUUCUGCUGACAUGUUUGUAUUCUGUUCAUUCCUAACCUUCAAAGCAGUUGUAUGUGCAAGUUCUUUGUGUUCAAGAAACAAUAAAGUUUGACAGAAAUACGGGAA
Messenger RNA from Homarus americanus (American lobster), 7163 nucleotides. RefSeq names its product ephrin type-A receptor 4-A-like (gene Eph). The record is from RefSeq and is a predicted model, not a curated record. Gene Ontology annotation, biological process: cell surface receptor protein tyrosine kinase signaling pathway; protein phosphorylation; axon guidance. Gene Ontology annotation, molecular function: ATP binding; transmembrane-ephrin receptor activity; protein binding. Gene Ontology annotation, cellular component: neuron projection; plasma membrane. The transcript has 19 exons. The coding region runs from base 128 to 2995 and encodes 955 amino acids. Lineage: Eukaryota; Metazoa; Arthropoda; Malacostraca; Decapoda; Nephropidae.